This is a messenger RNA of Rasamsonia emersonii CBS 393.64, 552 nucleotides long. RefSeq lists its product as uncharacterized. The record is from RefSeq and is a predicted model, not a curated record. Lineage: Eukaryota; Fungi; Ascomycota; Eurotiomycetes; Eurotiales; Trichocomaceae. The coding region runs from base 1 to 552 and encodes 183 amino acids. The transcript has a single exon.
AUGCCUCUCCCGCGUCUCAAGACCAUCAAGAAUACCAGCCAGUUCGUGCUGCGGUACUUUCCCCGAUGCAUCAUGACCCCUAUCGCCGCCAGAUAUGUUGCCAUCGACACGCAUCCUUUGCGCCCCAAGAUCCUGCACAUGUACGCCAACCGUGACCCGAACACGCUCUGGUGGAGAGUCUCGGUCAACCAUCUCCCGCUCAAGAGGGUCGUCCGAUUGUGGUGCGCGCGAAGGGCGCGUAAGGCCUUCCGGCAGGCGCUGGAGGAACGGGGGUUCGACCACGAGGGUCGCCCUAUCAAAAAGGAAGGGUCAUCGUCUCCGACGGUCGGGCUGAAAGGCACGGUGGAAAUCAUAGUGAAUCAACGAUCGAUCAAGGAGGGGCUUCCUGCGGUCCAGGAGGAGAUGGCGUCGCUGGUCGACAGCCUGGUGCAGGUUGCUCAGGGUCAGGACUCCCAGAACAAGGCUCCUACUCCUAAAAAGGCUCCUGAAAAGCAGAAAUCCAAGCCAAAACGUGGGCCUGGCCAGGAAAAGUCGAAAUCUUCAUCACAUUGA